Messenger RNA from Mytilus californianus (California mussel), 4320 nucleotides. RefSeq lists its product as uncharacterized. The transcript has 5 exons. Gene Ontology annotation, biological process: regulation of transcription by RNA polymerase II. Gene Ontology annotation, molecular function: DNA-binding transcription factor activity, RNA polymerase II-specific; RNA polymerase II cis-regulatory region sequence-specific DNA binding. Bases 18 to 4022 code for a protein of 1334 amino acids. The record is from RefSeq and is a predicted model, not a curated record. NCBI's taxonomy places the organism in Eukaryota, Metazoa, Mollusca, Bivalvia, Mytilida, Mytilidae.
AUUAAUGAAAUAGGAAGAUGCCACUACGAGAACAUUGGAAUGGCUUUAGGGAAAAGGUGUUGGAGUUUAAUGUGAUUUACCCAACAGCCCAUGUGAUCUGCCUUGCCUGGAUAGAUAAUGAUGUUGUUUGUGAAGGUACCAAUGAGAUGAAGAAUAUUACAUUGGAACUCAUAAAGAAAUACAAGGAUCUUCUUACAUUAUGCAUGUUAUGUAAACCACAGCCUGUUUUCCCUGAACAUGCUAAAGAUAUCAGCAGUGGAAAUGUUUCUAGAUCAAAUCAAAGUAGCCAACACGGUCAUGACGAUGCACUUCAGAACAACACAAAUCUGUCAGAUACUAUUCAAAUGGCCAUUACAGAUUAUCCUGCAAAUUUGAUCAAGCCAAAUCAGGAUAAGUCUAGAAAUGCUUUGCCUGCAUUAAAUGAAGAAGAAAUGACUAAAAUAGACAAUACCGAACCAACACCAAAGACUAAGGACUUAGAAAUUCUCAAACAUAAUGUAGACACUACAAACUGUGAAGCUGUGGUGUUAAAAAAUGAACAGAAUUUGGAAACUACACAUAGUGAAACUGUGGUAUUAGAAGGUGAACAGAUUGCUCAGACUACACACAGUAAAACUGUGGUAUUAGAAGGUGAACAGAAUGGUAAAACAACACAUGGUGAAACUGUAGUGUUAGAAAAGUGUGCAACAUCAGAAAAUAUCCAAUCUACCAACAUUAUGAAGUUUGUAUUAAUACCAGUCAUGCCAGUUGUAAAUAAUCCAACUACAAAAAUUACAGACAGUGAUACCAAGAAGACGCCGAAAAAAAGUGUCAAGUCAACUGGCACAUUUACACCUUUCAAAGGGAAUAUGUCAGACAUACAACUCAUAGGCAAUAAAGACAAAGCAAAAAAUAAUCCACCUAAAAAUGAUACGGCCGCAUCAACAACCUUGGAUGGGAAUAUGACAGACAAAAAAAUCAUUAGCAAAAAAGACAAAGCAAUAAAUAAUCAAACUAACAACAUUACUACUGCACAAAUCAUGUUAAAUAAAAAUAUUUGGACUAUUCAAACUACAGGUAGUAAUCAUAUAUAUAAAGUCAAAAGAAAAUACUGUGAUAUUCAACCAUGCAAAACUUCUGUUGCAUCUACUUCUUCAAGUUUGUUAGAUGUCAACAAUUUAGCUAUGCAAACUACAGGCUGUGAAAUGAAGAAAAUAGAUAAUCUCCCAGAAAACGAGGAAACAUCAAACUCAUUGAGAGAAAAUAUGUCUGCCAUACAGGCUGAAGACACUGACAUGACUGAUGAUGAUUACAUUUAUAACCCAAAUAUAAAUUCAACGACCAUACCUACACAGUUGAAAGCAAAUGAGUUUACCGUGGAGACUAGGAGUGGCGUCAAGGAGAAAUAUAAACAAACUGUAAAUUCAACAACCACAUCUACUCCAUUUAGUGUAAAUACUGGAAAUGAAGUGAAGGAGAAAUAUAUUCACAAAAAAGGACCAACUGGCAUGGUGACACGAUCAGGAUGCUCUGGAGUGAAAAACUCUGUCCUUCCAGUUACCAACAACAGCAUUAUGAAGGAGUAUACUCAUAAUAAAGUCCCAACUGUCAUGGCAACCAGGUCAAGACGAUCUGAAACAAAUACCUCUGUAGUCCAAGCGGACAACGGCUUUAUGGAGGGGUAUACUCAUUAUAACGCCCCAAUUGUCACAGUCACCCAGUCAAGUCAAUUAGGCUUCAAAAAUACUGUCAUUCCAGCUACAGACAGCAUUAAUAUGGAAGGGUUUACUCAGAAUAACACUUCAACUGCUAUUGCAACCAGAUCAAGUUCAUCAGGUAUGACAAACUCUAUUCCAGCUACCGACAAUAUCAUCAAGGAUGGUUAUACUCAUAAUAACGCUCCAACUAUUAAGUCAACCAGAUCAAGUUCAUCAGGUAUGACAAACUCUAUUCCAGCUACCGACAAUAUCAUCAAGGAUGGUUAUACUCAUAAAAGCGCUCCAACUAUUAAGGCAACCACAUCAAGUUCAUCAGGUAUGACAAACUCUAUUCCAGCUACCGACAAUAUCAUCAAGGAUGGUUAUACUCAUAAAAGCGUUCCAACUAUUAAGGCAACCACAUCAAGUUCAUCAGGUAUGACAAACUCUAUUCCAGCUACCAACAAUAUCAUCAAGGAUGGUUAUACUCAUAAUAACGCUCAAACCGCCAUGUCAACAAGGUCAGGUCAAUCAGGUGUAAAAAGCUCUAUUCCAGCUACAGACGGUAUUAACAAUGAUGGCUUUACUCCUAAUGAUGCCUCAACUUCAGCUUCAAAAAAAGAAAAGUCAAUUAUGCUAGUUGAAAAUAUUGCUGAAGUUGAAUUUUCAGACGAAGAUGAGGUUAUGGAGUCAAUGGAAACGCAUGAAGCAGUCGAUGCCAUUACUGAUAUUGAUCAGACUGGGGAGCCGAUGGAAACCUGUCAGGCAGGUAAGAAGAUUCUUGAUAUGGGUCAUAUGGAUAGGGAUUACCCAUCUUCGUCAGAUGAAGACAAGAACAUUGAGUUCAAGGAAACUAGUGAAGCAGUAAAGACCAUUGUUGAUAUUGAUGGUGCUGAUAGGGAGGACCAAACUUCUAGAAGUAAAGAUUCAAAGGCAUCAAGCUCUGGUGGACAAAAUGAUGGCAAUGGUGCUGCAGACAACACAAGGACGGACACGACAGAAGGGUUUAGGUGUGAUAUUGGCGACUGCAGAAAGGUGUUUUCUACCUAUAAGUACUUAGGGGUUCAUAAGAGAAAAACACAUUCAACUAAAACCUAUGCAUGUGAUGUUUGUGGUAAAGGGUUUCCCCAGAAACGAUACCUGAAAAACCACCUGAAGUUACACAGUGAUGAAAAACCAUAUAAAUGUGAGGUAUGUGGCAAAGAAUUUCGUGAACAGUCAAACCACAAAACUCAUCUAAAAACACAUAGGUCUGGCGUCCAGGUCACGCAUAAAUGUGAUAUAUGUGGGAAAGAGUUUAGAGAAUCGGCAAACCUACAAGCUCAUAUAAAAACACACACGAAUGAAAACAACUUUGUGUGCGACCUGUGUGGUAUGGCGUUUAAACUGAAAAGGUACAUGGUUAGGCACACUAACGUAAAACAUUCAACCCAGAAACAGUUUACUUGUGAAGUGUGUAAUAAAGUGUUCCAUCAAAAGGUGAAUCUAAAAAAUCACAUGACAACACAUGUUGUUGGUAAAAUGUUUGUGUGUGAAGUGUGUGGUCAAGAAUUCAAACAGAAACGCUCGAUUAAAAGACAUGUUGAUAGCAUACACACUGGUAAUAUAACAUGUGAAGUAUGUGGUAUAAUAGUCAGGCCGGAACAUCUACAGAAACACCUGAGAGGACAUACCGGGGAAAAAACUCACAAAUGUGAGGUGUGUAAUAGAGAGUUUGAUAAGAAAAGUGCUUGGCUGAUACACACGAAAACACACACGGGAGAGAAACCACACUUAUGUGAACUGUGUGGCAAAGGUUUUAUCACUGCCUCGUUAUUAAAUGUUCACAUGCGAUCGCAUACCGGUGAAAAGCCUUAUAAAUGUGACAUAUGUGGUAAAGGGUUUAGCCAGAGUGGGCCUCUGAAGAACCACAAGCUCAUACACACGGGGCUUAAGCCAUAUCUAUGUGCUCUAUGUGGUAAAGGAUUUACUCAGCCUGCAAGUCUACAACAACACAAGACAACACAUUUAGAAUAUAACGCUUAUCACUGUGACAUAUGUUCGAACACUUUUAAACACAGACAUAGUUUACUUAGACAUAUGUUAAAAAGUCACAAUAUAGGCAAGCAUGCGGCCAGUAAGUUUGGAAAUAAUGGUGGCAGACAGACAGUCGGAAUGACUGGUCACAAUGUUGGCAGACAGGAAUCAAAUUUGACUGAUCGCAAUGAGUGCCGACAGGCAGCAAGUAUGAUUGACCACAAUCUUGGCAGACAGGUAGACACUUUUGGUGACGAUGGUCAGUCUACUGUCGAUAUAUCUCGUCUGUAUUUUGUGCACGAAGAGACUAUACAGAAUACCUACUACUAGUUUAAUCUGAUCUUAAGGCUUUUUUUGUUACAAUUUAAGAUUUUAAUGUAUUACUAGUGUUAAGAUGUACAGUCCAAUAGUUCGUUAUUUUUUUGUGUUUCAACUCCUCUAGGAAAUAGCAAAUCACCUGCAAAUCCAGAAGCAGUUAUUUCUCAAUAUGCAAUUAUUUCAGUCUUUGAGGAGUACUAACUCGAAUUAACAGCAAUACACAUGCUUUUAUAACAAGCUCUUAAGAUCAUUAAGUAGAAAUACAGAUCGUGGGAAUCUUAGAUAAAGUCAUAACUCAUGUCACUGCAUC